CUGCAUAGCUCGCUGACACGAAAUAAGAAAAGCAAAAGGCCCAGACUUCACCGCUCCGGCGAGCUCGAGUUACCUCGUCUCCUGUUAAAACGGUCUCCCCCGUUUGGUGCUUCUUUCCGUCGCAGCACUCGCUCAUAGCCUUGACCAUUUGUCGAUCGUUUCGCUUCUUAGAGAGUGUACAGGCCCAGAUCCUUCUCAGAUCAGACGAUCGCAUCAGCGGGAUUUCCUUGUAAGGUAGAAGCGGGUCUGGCUGGCUGCUGGGUUGGCCUGCAGGGCCGGUGAUAGGAAUGCAGUUGCCAAGCAAAUGCAGGUGCAGGGGAGGACGGGGAUGUUGUGAAGCAGGAAGAAUGUGGCGGCUGUGAAGGGGGUGACGAGAGGAAGAGGAAGAGCAAGGGACGAUGAGUAGGAGCUGCUGCUCCUACGUUGCGUUCGGUUGAUUCGAAUGGGUUAUGGUAUAUGAUGAGUAGUUAGAUGAGGAGCUGAGCGCGAGAGGGAUCAGAUUUUGCGAAGGAGCAGCGGACCUGUGCCCCGUCGUUGCUCUUCUUCUCAGCACGGAGUGGGAAUGUCAUCAACGGGUCGUCAACCGUAGCGAGCGCGGCGUUCAACUCUUGCAUUGGUGCGGAACUCAUGCAGUGUAGUGAAGAUCAAUGCAGAGUUGGAGCUGGGGAAAUGUGCCACCUGUGGCGAUUGGCAAAUUUUCCGAAGACGGCAAGGGCCACCAAGUUUCACCGGUGUCGACACCGGCAUCAACUGAGGGCUCUGAUGAUGGAAAGUUGACACUCAAAGACCGGCGGCUCGCUUUAGAGCAAGAAGUUAGCAAGCUACGGAAGAAGCAUGCGCAGGAGGUGAAUCUGCACAAGGCCUUGGAGAGAGCUCUGCAGCGGCCCGUCGGAGUUCUGCCCCGUAUUCCAUCGUAUCUUCCUGCAAAGAUUCAAAAGCUGUUAGCAGAAGUCGCCGUCUUGGAGGAGGAAGUUAUUCGAUUAGAGGAUCAUGUCGUGUACUUGCGCAAUGAGCUCAACGAUGAAGCUCAACAGGUCAAUUCGUGGGGGACGCAGAAGCAGCCCAAUAACUUCAAUGCUGCGAACAAUGCCAAGAGUCACGUCAACGACUUGAGCAAGCCAAAUCACCUGACUAAGAUUCGCUUGAAGAAAGAUGCAUCUGUUCCUGUUAAGGAACCUCCCGUCAAGGAAGUCACCAAGGAGGUCAAGGAUGCGAGUAAAUUUUCGUCCACUGGUCGCAAGAAGGCUUCCACCGACUCAAAGGAUGCGAAGAAGAGUGAUCAACCUGUCGCCAAGCUGCUCAUGUCUUUCAAAUCCAACUCUUCAAAGGAGGGUAAGGAGGACAAGAAGGACAGGGAUCAUAAGAAUGAGAAGGAUCACAAGGACAAUUCCAAGGAGCACAAAGAUGGCAAAGAGUCCAAAGAGAGCUCGAAAGAGCCUGCGAAAACGGUAUCGCCCACGAAGAGUACCAAGAGUCCUCGUCGAGCGGGAGCUACAGGAAAAUCUGCCGCCCCAACGCUGACGCCUGCACCCACUGCCGUCACUGCCCGCAAGGCCCCGGUGAGUGAGGUGCUCUCGAGAUUCCAAGGCAUGCAACAGCCUUGGAAACCAUCAGGGACCAAUGCGAAGAACAACAAUCUUCUCCGGCAGUUCAAUUCGCUCGGUUGGAAUGAUAAGCAGCCGCAUCUCACGAAACAGCAAUCCACAUCCAGCCCUCGUUUCAAUGCGGGAUCUAACAGCUCAGGCAGCUGGCUCGACAGACCGAUUUCGGCUCUGCCCAAGGCAGAUAGUUCUAGUCCCCGAGCUGGUGCAAGGAACCCCUUCUCCGGGGGUUCGAACACAAGAUUGUGGGAGAAGGAGAAUUUGCAGAGCUCUGCAGCAGCGAAAAUCGCGUCGAGAAGUCCCCGAGCCUCGAAACUCGGCUUUAGCGUGGACUUCGAAUCAUCUAAUGUGGAUCGCAAGUCUACCAUAGCAAGCAAGGCCCUUCUGGCGGCAGUUCAACCAGCGAGUAAGAUGGCCUUCACAAGCGCCCCAAAAGACGCACCCACUAUCGAACCCAACCGACUGUCCGAGGAGCUGGUGAAGUGCUUAGUCAACAUUUAUAACAAAUUGGCCAAGGUUCCUGCUGCAGAUGCGAAGGGCAGUAAAUCUGGGUCGAAAACACCAGUCCACGCCUCUGCUUCUCGGAGCAACGGUCACAAGUCAGGCGAAGACACGGCACCUGUAACUGACUUCUACGGUGUCUGCAAAGACCAUCCCCGGGAUGUUGGUCCUUACAAACACAUUCAUGAAAUUACAGUGGACACAAUCGACAGCAGUGGCAUUGGCAGCUGUACUGCUCUAUACAAAAAGCUCGGAUCACUGAUGGAGCAGCUGGAGAAGGCGGACCUUCAAGCAUUAUCUCACCACGAAAAGUUGGCAUUUUGGAUCAACAUUUACAACGUUUGCAUGAUGCACGCAUUUUUGGAGCGCGGGAUUCCUAGCAGCCCGUCGAAGGUGGUUGCUCUCAUGCGCAAGGCAGUUGUGAACGUAGGGGGUUACGUGCUGAACGCUUUGACCAUCGAACAUUUUAUUCUUCGACUACCCUGUCGACCGAAGAAUGUCCGAACAUCUCCUUGGCGGCAUUUUCAACGCGCCGAGGCCGCCACCCCAACCAUGGCUUUUAUGAAAAAUGCUGGGAUGGAAGAAAUUAUUGAGCGCAGUGCGUAUGGGCUCGAUUGGCACGAGCCUCUCGUUACUUUUGGACUCUGCUGCGGCAGCCGAUCGUCCCCCGCCCUCCGAGUAUAUACAUCGGCUGCUGUAGAGCAAGAGCUGGAAACAGCGAAACGAGAAUACCUCCAAGCGGCAGUGGGCGUGAACGCGCAAGACAAGAUUUUACUCCCCAAGCUCCUGGAGUGGUACAUGCGCGAUUUUGCCAAGGAUAUGGAGUCCUUAUUAGAGUGGGUAUGCGGGCAGCUGUCCAGUCCACUUCGAGAAGCCGUCCAAGAAUGCUUAAACCACCCAAGAGAGGGUGUACUGUCACACUCCAUCGAAGUGAUGCCGUAUGACUUCAAUUUCCGUUAUAUUUUCCUGAUUUGAUCACAUCAACAUACACAUAACCUCACCUUAAGUUCGCUGCAACUUACAAUUCAUUCCAGGAUAUAUUUCCUACUAACAGGUGUGAUACACCAUCAACAACAACAGCAGCAGCAGAUGAAUCUUAGACUCCACCACGACGAGCAGAUUCCCCAAUUGUGCAGAGCAAUGGCUUGCGAGAAUGCCGUGAUCCCAGACAUCCUUGCUCUGACAACGCUUCUUCGACAGACGGAGGUCGUGGCAGAGUAGCAUUCUGGUCGCGAAAGUGGGAUCUUUUUAGUUACCCCACCCGAUCGACGACCAGAUUGGGAGCAAUUUCUCCACAGUAGGACUGACUAGUAUCAACGCACUGCAUCCAAAUGCCAUUUCAAGUAUCUACGGUAGCAUCAAGGCUGCCAACUAUCAGCUUCAGCACAAAAAUGUAUUCAAAAGAAAACCUCAUGGUGGGUUCUUCAACACCCCACGAUACAAUACCGUCACAGUAGCUAGCUUAGCUAGCUCGCCAUUUGUUUAAGUCUUGUAUAAUUGUAACAUUUUUGAAUGUUUGUUCGGGAUCGUGUUUUAACACCCAUUAUCUCCUUUCCCAAGUGAAUAAAAUAUCAGUUCUUGUCUCUGCGCAUUCAUUG
Messenger RNA from Marchantia polymorpha subsp. ruderalis, 3700 nucleotides. The record is from the annotation of a GenBank genome assembly. NCBI's taxonomy places the organism in Eukaryota, Viridiplantae, Streptophyta, Marchantiopsida, Marchantiales, Marchantiaceae.